UGUGGUUUUUGUAGUCUGCUUUUGGGGUUUGAGAGGGCCACAGAACGGGUUGCAACUAAGCCUCUCCAGAGGUGGCCCUAUCGCAAAGGACAGCGCCAUCCACCACAAUCCCCAGAGCAGGGAUAGCUUUAUUGGGCGGCCCAAGAGUGGCUCGUGGGUGGUGAUGCUGCAGUGUGAGGUUACUAUGGAAAAGACUAUGGAGUCUGGGAGUAUGGAAACAAUAGCUGCUACCCCUCCAGGUGGGGGAUCAAAUGGCUUAGAAGAGCCUAAGAAGAUGACAAGGGAGGACUGGAGAAAGAAGAAGGAAUUGGAAGAACAGCGUAAACUGGGCAAUGCGCCAGCCGAAGUGGACGAAGAGGGAAAGGACAUCAACCCUCAUAUUCCUCAGUACAUUUCUUCAGUGCCCUGGUAUAUUGAUCCUUCAAAAAGACCUACACUAAAGCAUCAGCGACCUCAGCCAGAGAAGCAACGUGAAUUUACAUCACUGGGGGAAUGGUAUAAGCGAGGAGUCAAAGAAAAUGCUUUUGCAACUAAAUACCGUAAAGGAGCCUGUGAGAACUGUGGUGCAUUAACACACAAGAAAAAGGAUUGUCUAGAGAGACCCAGAAGAGUUGGAGCAAAAUACACAGGAACUAACAUUGCCCCGGAUGAGCACAUGCAGCCUCAACUGAUGUUUGAUUAUGAUGGAAAGCGAGACCGUUGGAAUGGCUACAAUCCAGAAGAGCACAUGAAAAUUGUAGAAGAAUAUGCCAAAGUUGAUCUAGCUAAACGUACUUUGAAAGCACAGAAGCUACAGGAGGAGCUUGCUUCAGGGAAACUGACAGAACAGGUGAACUCCCCACGACAUCGAUGGGAUGAAGAAGAACCAAAUUCACAAACAGAAAGAGAUCAUAAUAGUGAAGGAGAAGACGAAGACAAAUAUGCAGAUGAUAUUGAUAUGCCUGGACAAAAUUUUGAUUCCAAAAGGCGAAUUACAGUCCGAAACCUGCGUAUUCGAGAAGAUACUGCUAAAUACUUGCGGAAUCUAGACCCCAACUCUGCAUACUAUGACCCCAAAACCAGAGCAAUGAGAGAGAAUCCAUAUGCCAACGCAGGAAAGAAUCCAGAUGAAGUUAGUUACGCAGGAGAUAACUUUGUUCGUUACACUGGAGCUACCAUAUCAAUGGCACAGACUCAGCUGUUUGCCUGGGAGGCUUAUGAAAAAGGCUCUGAAGUUCACCUUCAGGCAGACCCUACAAAGCUUGAACUCUUGUAUAAAUCCUUCAAAGUGAAAAAAGAAGACUUUAAAGAACAACAGAAAGAAAGCAUCUUAGAGAAGUAUGGUGGACAAGAACAUCUGGAUGCCCCACCACCUGAAUUACUGCUUGCUCAGACAGAAGAUUAUGUGGAAUAUUCUAGACAUGGAACAGUUAUUAAAGGCCAGGAGAAAGCUGUUGCUCGUUCUAAAUACGAGGAAGAUAUAAUGAUCAACAAUCACACGUGUAUUUGGGGUUCCUAUUGGAAAGAAGGCAAAUGGGGGUACAAAUGCUGCUACUCAUUUGUCAAGUAUUCAUACUGCACAGGAGAAGCUGGAAAAGAACUCACUAAUGCUGAUGGAGAAUUGCCAAGUGACCUGCAUGAGGAGGAGUAUAUGUCCAAACCCAAAACUCUUGUAGAGAUACACCAAGAAAAACAAAAAGAGGAAAAGAAGAAGAAAAAGAAAAAGCAUAAGAAGAGCACAAGUUCUGAUAGUGAAGGAGAAGAGAGAAAGAAACAGGAAAAAUUGAAAAAGGCAUUAAAUGCAGAAGAAGCUCGUCUCCUUCACGUGAAAGAAAUCAUGCAGUUAGAUGAGAGAAAAAGGCCAUACAACAGCAUGUAUGAAAGCCGUGAGCCAACAGAGGAGGAAAUGGAGGCUUACCGAAUGAAGCGGCAGCGACCAGAUGAUCCUAUGGCUUCGUUCCUGGGACAGUAAAUUUGGAGAAAGAAAUUGGAAGUCGAUAGGAUUCCGGUGAUGAUAUACUUCAUGACCCAAUGGACAAACCUCUGCCAGUUUCUUUAACAUGUGACUGAGAGAGAAAAAUAUGUGGUUGGGCCUGGAAACAUCUGCACAGUGUACUGCAUUCUCCUUUGUAAAUAUUUGAAUCUUUUGACAUUCAGUCAAAUUGAGUAUGGCACACCUGCUCUUCAAAACCAGUCUAAGAAUUAUUAAAAGCUACUAUCAAUCUAAGGUGUUAUAUGUUAAAAAAGAGAGCAAAGUAGAAAGAAAUGUGUAACUUCUGCUUGGUAAAUGUCUACAUGUGUAACCCACUCCUGGGUAGAGAUUAUAUUGAGUUAAUGCAAAAUGUGUAAAGCCUCUGAAUAAUGAAAACAUUGUUUUUAAUCAGGAA
Messenger RNA from Sceloporus undulatus (fence lizard), 2366 nucleotides. It is a transcript of the gene SLU7, whose product is annotated as SLU7 homolog, splicing factor. The record is from RefSeq and is a predicted model, not a curated record. Gene Ontology annotation, cellular component: spliceosomal complex. Gene Ontology annotation, biological process: mRNA splicing, via spliceosome. Gene Ontology annotation, molecular function: pre-mRNA 3'-splice site binding. NCBI's taxonomy places the organism in Eukaryota, Metazoa, Chordata, Lepidosauria, Squamata, Phrynosomatidae. The transcript is spliced from 16 exons. Bases 164 to 1951 code for a protein of 595 amino acids.